AUGAUGCAGUUGGAAAAACCAGCCACUGAAUCGGAUCUGGCAAAUGCUCAGGUGCAGUUCGACGAAUGGCUUCAGAAGCAGAAAACCUCGCUGUCGGAAGAGAAGAGCCGACUCCAGGCGCAAAAGGAAAACCAGAACCCGAUGAAGGCGCCGAAGGAAGAUAGCGCGCUAGAAUUAACGGGUAAAACGCAGCCUCUGCGCAGGAGCUACUCAAAAGACACAGAACCGUUGAUUUUUAAAAUGGGUGAAGAGAACCUUUACCGCAAGAGGCUUAUUUCAAAAGACGCGAGAAUAGCGAAGACGGGCAUCAAUUUGCCACAAAAAGGCUACAAUCCCUUCGACACAGAUCUCACUCGAGAAGCGGCUCAUCGUCGACGGCUUCCGCGUGAGGCUCCCUCAUCGUCUGGUGGAGAUCUCUUUGCGCAUCGUCCAACAACGGCUGAAGUAAAAGAUAAGCAAAGACGCGCCUACAAGGCAGCACUCGAUGCUCAAAUGGCAUCGCGAAGACGAGGAGCUAUCGCUUCUGUCAGAAGCCAUAAAACAGAAAUGCCCAUGGCAAAUCCUCCAACAAAGCACGAGUCGAUCAUCCACCAUCCAAGCUUUGAAACGCUUGUGAACAACCCCGAACUUAACCAAACUCCUCGGCCGACGAGUCAACUUGCCAAACAAGCGCAGAAAUCCGCUGCUAUUCAGACUCCUGAUAUAGACGACUACGAAGACGUAAAAGUACCGACUCCUCGAAAUAUCAGACAAAAAUCGUUUGAUCGCGCUCCUCCGCCGCAGUUCGUUCAGCAACCGGCUCCCCAAGUUCACAUCGUGCACGCUCCUCCUGCUCAGCAACCAGCGAACCCGCCAGUCCAGCAGAUAUACCACCAACCUCCUCCCCCGUCGCACUCUAUCGACGAUUCUCGACUCCAAGCGGCCCUAGAGCAAGCGACGAUGAAUCUUCAAUCGACAAGUGCUGCAUUGACGCGCACUGGAGGCAUCGCACCCGCGAAUUUUGCUCAAUAUCCAACGACGACAGUGCAGUACUCUUCGCUUCCAACCUACCAAGAGCCGGAGAAUCAAGUCAAUACUCCCCGACGGGUGCAGAUUGAUCACACACCGAGAGUAUCUCAAAACGAGCCACAGCAAUACAGAACGCGCGGAGACGGAUCAAAUCCGAAUAAGCAGUCCGCUAGUGAUUACGCAAAAAUGCUUCGAGAGCAAAUCCAGCAAAGGCAAAGAGAGAAACAGAGGAUCAAGAACGAGGAGAAUGCAUACAACGCUAAGAAAGAAGUGGAGAUGAGAUACUAUGAUCCUUUUGGACGAGGCGGAGCAGGCGCCCCUGUUCGAGGAAAAGACGGCCAAGUGAUGACUGAUUUGAGGCAAAUGCAGUUCAUCAAUAAGCAGUUGGAAAACAACGUUGAUCUGACAUACGAACUCAAGGACGUUGAACAACGAAAUACUCCAGCUCCUCCAUCCAGAAUCGAACAACUCGAUUACGAUCGCGAAGAAGCGUUGGGAAAAGGAGCUCGUGUGAAAAGUGACAUCUUUGGAGAGCCACAGAAAAAGGACUACAACUACAUGGCUUACUUAGAAGAUGAGAUCAGAAAGAAAGAAGAAUUGAAGAGGAAAAAGAAGGAGCAAGAAGAGCUUGAAGCGCAGAAGGAAGAGCAACGAAUCAUGAAAGAAAUCGAAAAGCUCAACCGUCAAGCUGAGGAAGAAAAAAGACGCGAAGAACUUGCAAAGGCGCAGAAAGAACAACAGAAGAUGGCCUCUAUUCAACGCCAAGCGCCCAAGCUACGUCGAUCUGACGAGGUGCAGCGCCGUACUCAGUUCAAAACCACUCCGCGCCAGCCUCAAAGAGAGUAUCGAUCACGCGGUCGUCAGUCUACUACAUUGAGUGAUAUUUCUUGGGAUCAGCGAAGUGAGAUGAACCUUUAUCUGGAUCAGCCGGCGCCGUCGCGUCAGAGCCGACAUCCCUAUCACACAAACCACGCUGCGAUUAACACGAAGGCGCUCGAAGAAAUCGACCGAAUGAAGGAAGCCCUUCAACAGGAACUGAUGCACGUCCAGUACAAAGUCGAGCAGAAGAAUCUCGAAAACAAAUACAGCCAAGAUCCGGUCUACAACAGUUCUUAUCCAAAGCCGCAGUUUUCUGCACCGCCAAGGCACAAUCUCUCCGCGCGGAAUCGCUCUAUUAUGGCACCGCCAACGGAUGAGCAGAUUCGCCAAAACACGCAAGAGUACAUUAACCGUACGACGGCGACGGAUGAUUUGACCGAAAAGGAUCUUCUCGAUAUUAAAAACGACGAUCAAAUUGGCGAUGGCGCUAAGCUUGACGAUAACCCAGAUCCUACUUUCUUGACUGCUGUUCCGACGGAAAAAAGUAUUGAUAUUCAGAGGUCAACUAAGGUCGAAUUCGCCCCGAGUCCUGAGUCUUCCCAGACUGAGUUGGAUACAGCCGGACUUGCGGAAAGAAACGCUGCUCGCGAGGUAUCUAAAAUAUCUUCUCUGCAUUCUCGCUCCUCCCAAAAACUCAUUCACACAGACAGCAGCGAAGCUGUGCUUGAGAACCGAAAAGUUUCAACCAUCCAAACAGGGUUAAAAGGGGCUAAACGGCCGGGUGAAGAGCGUAAAGUGUCGCGCAAGAUCCACGCGCUGCUCGAGCUCCAAGCCGAAGCUGAACCGUCUCUCCGCCAUGCGCCACGAUAUUCGCAAAAAGUGGCAGAGCGUCAUAGACUAAUCAAAUUGAUCUUGGAAGUUGAGAAGAGUCUUGAAGCGCCAGAAGACUCCAGCGAUCGUCUGCAAAUCGUCUCCAACUCUCAUCUGGACUAA
Messenger RNA from Oikopleura dioica, 2820 nucleotides. Lineage: Eukaryota; Metazoa; Chordata; Appendicularia; Copelata; Oikopleuridae. The record is from the annotation of a GenBank genome assembly.